AUUUCAUUGCAAAUCCUGACAGAUCCCCAUUGUGUCCCACACUAACCAAUCACAGCGAGGCUGAUGUCAUGGUUUGACACUAUUGUAAACUACCCAAUCAGGAACAAGGAUUUCCCCCAUCCUUAAUUAGCAUUGUUGACGACGUCAGGCUAUUAAAAAUCGAGCUCCGAGCCUUUUUUCUUUCAUUCUGUGUCUGAAAGUGACCAUCGCUAUGGCCGAUGAGAAGAAAACGCAGCCAAUCUCCAAGAAGGGCGCGAAGAAAAUUAUCAAGAAGGCGCCGGGUAAAGGCAGCAAGAAAAGGAAACGAUCCAGGAAAGAAAGUUACUCCACCUACAUCUACAAAGUGAUGAAGCAGGUUCACCCCGACACCGGCAUCUCCUUCAAGGCCAUGAGCAUCAUGAACUCGUUCGUCAACGAUAUUUUCGAGCGUAUCGCGGGGGAGGCUUCCCGCCUGGCCCAUUAUAACAAGCGCAGCACCAUCAGCUCCCGGGAGAUCCAGACCGCCGUGCGGCUGCUGCUGCCAGGGGAGUUGGCCAAGCACGCCGUGUCGGAGGGUACAAAGGCGGUGACCAAGUACACCAGCUCCAAGAUGAACCGAGAUGAAGCCAGAGCAGCUGCUGAAUUGCGAUAGCAAGUGUGAAAUUGUGCCUGAAGUCUGAUCAAGGACAACAGGCGACGGCAACUUCAAACUGUUGUUUAAAGUUUGAACGCGCUCACCCGGAAGAACAUUGUGUCAGGUUUGAUCAAUACUCGGUGUGCACUUCAAAAGUAAAAUUAAAACAAAAAAAAGUGCA
Molecule: messenger RNA, 794 nt
Organism: Rhincodon typus (whale shark)
Lineage: Eukaryota; Metazoa; Chordata; Chondrichthyes; Orectolobiformes; Rhincodontidae
Product: histone H2B type 1-M-like
Exons: 2
Coding region: 212-631 (139 amino acids)
Cellular component (GO): nucleosome
Molecular function (GO): structural constituent of chromatin; DNA binding; protein heterodimerization activity
Source: RefSeq, a predicted model, not a curated record